Molecule: messenger RNA, 501 nt
Organism: Aspergillus mulundensis
Lineage: Eukaryota; Fungi; Ascomycota; Eurotiomycetes; Eurotiales; Aspergillaceae
Exons: 5
Coding region: 1-501 (166 amino acids)
Source: RefSeq, a predicted model, not a curated record
AUGGCUCGCCCAGCCAACCUCGCCCUUUACUAUCACUCGUCCAGCAGCCAGUCCGACGCCAGCAAAAUCGAAGCAGAACUGAAGCAGUCUGGGAAGGUGGUGACCUGCCAAGGCGACCUGACCUCCGCUGUCGCCGUUAUCAAGCUGUUUGAGGACGUCAAGCGCAGGCUUGGCAAGGCGUUGAAGAAGCCCAUCACAGAGAUUACGGAGGAAUACGAUACGAUAUUUGCCGUCAACUCCAAGGCUGCAUUCUUCGUCCUGAAGCCAGCCGCCAAGCACGUCUCUGACGACGGAAAGAUCAUCAUCAUCGCCACGGCCUUGCCUUUACCGGACACUACACCUCAUACGCUGGUAGCAAAGCACCGGUUGAGCACUUACUUGCGGUGUCUGCAAGGAACUCCAGUCCCGCCGCGUCAGCGUCAACAACAUCGCCCUUGCCCCAUGGAUAAUCGUGGCUUUAAGGCAGUGAAGUUCCUCAAGGCCAACGCAGUGGGCGGAUGA